UUCAGCCUUUUGCUCAGCGGUCGUCGGUUUGUUGGAGAACUGAGCCCGGAAGGUUGCUGAGGCCUGGGGUACGGGGUGCGAGUACGCUGCCGAGUCCCGUAGUGAGCCGCUCCUUGGUGUAAACUGACUUCCCGCCUGGAUUGAAGCUUGGUUAAAGCAAAUAACAAGUGACGGAUAAAACAAUUUUGAGAGGGAGUUGGAGAAUACAUCAGGAAUGGAUUCUCUUGACUAUGUAACAGCAUCUGAUUCAUCUAUGGAAAUAGAAAAUCAGAGUGAUGACUCUUCCUCUGGUAGCAGCUUAUUUAAAACUCAGUGUGUUCCUCACUCACCUAAACGGAGGCAAAGAAACACUAUUAGAAAGUUGGUUCAUUCACCUGAAAGUGUUCAAGCAAGAGAUUCAUCUAGUGACUCAUCUUUCGAACCAAGACCAUUGACUUUAAAAGCUAUAUUUGAAAGAUUCAAAAAAAAGAAACGUAAAAAGAGGAAAUAUAAGCCAACAGGAAGACCAAGGGGAAGACCAGAAGGAAGGAAAAACACUAGAAGGUCACAAAUAAAUAAACAAUUUGAAGAUAAAGGACGUGGGUUCCCAUUUUUAGAAUCAGAAAAUGGGAGAAAAUCACUACCUUGGAGAAAAAUUUUAAGCUUUGAGCAAGCAGUGGCAAGAGGAUUUUUCAACUACCUUGAGAAACUGAAGUAUGAAUACCACCUGAAGGAAUCCUUGAAACAGAUGAAUGUUGGUGAAGAUUUAGAAAAAGAUGACCUUGAUAGUCGUAGAUAUAAAUACUUGGAUGAUGAUGGAUCCAUCUCUCCGAUUGAAGAGUCAGCGGUGUCUGAAAUGAACCAUGUAGAGCCAUCUACUCUGACCCCAACCGUGGCCUUAAACUGCUUGAAGAAAUUCAUUCCCAGUGAUGAUAGGUGGGGGGUUUUUGAAAUAUGUCCAUAUUCAAGUGGAGAUCAAAGAAGCCCAACUAAAAGAAUUAUGGACUGACAAAGUGACAUGACAACUAUGGAUUGAGCAAAAAUUGUAUUUAAAAGGGAUUACGACUCAAACUCAGGAACUAAGGCAGUGAGUGGAAGGAAUCACAACAUGGGGAAUUCCUUAAAUAAAAAUUUAUUAACUUUAAAUAAUUGUAUGUAUGUUACACAUAAUAAAAAAACUACACUUUCAACAAAGUCA
Messenger RNA from Hipposideros armiger (great roundleaf bat), 1177 nucleotides. RefSeq names its product TATA-box binding protein associated factor, RNA polymerase I subunit D (gene TAF1D). NCBI's taxonomy places the organism in Eukaryota, Metazoa, Chordata, Mammalia, Chiroptera, Hipposideridae. Gene Ontology annotation, cellular component: RNA polymerase transcription factor SL1 complex; nucleus; nucleoplasm. The transcript has 9 exons. Gene Ontology annotation, biological process: regulation of DNA-templated transcription. The record is from RefSeq and is a predicted model, not a curated record. Bases 215 to 988 code for a protein of 257 amino acids.